AGAAACAGGGGUUAUGGCGGCUGGAGACUCAACCGGCAUCUCCCUAGAACACACUCCGACAUGGGCGGUUGCCGUCGUUUGCCUCUUCUUCAUCUCCAUCUCCAUUAUCCUAGAGCACUUCAUCCAUCUCCUCUCCAAAUGGCUAAAGAGAAAUCGGAAAACAGCGUUGAACGGUGCAUUGGAGAAGCUUAAAUCAGAGUUGAUGCUUCUGGGGUUUAUGUCGCUGAUAUUGGCGGUAACUCAAGAACGCAUUUCGAAAAUCUGCAUAUCUGCAAAAGCUGCGUACACCAUGCUUCCAUGCCGGAAACAGGAGACUUCCCAUGCCAUCCAAUCAAUUAUCCGGAGUUUGAAAUCGAUUGACACUCUUUUGUGGGAACCUCGUCGGCGGCUGGACGACGAUGUAGAGGGUACUACGACAGCAGAGGGUGCAGGUGCAGAUUCUUGUGCUGCAGAGGGAAAGGUUGGGUUAGUGUCGCAAGAUGGGAUCCAUCAGCUUCACAUAUUCAUUUUCGCGCUUGCUGUUAUGCAAAUCGUGUAUUAUGUUCUCACUGUGGCUUUGGGCAGAGCCAAGAUGAGACGUUGGGAAGCUUGGGAGAAAGAAACUCAAACAACCGAGUACCAAGUUGCAAAUGAUCCUAAUCGAUUCAGAUUUACGAGGCAAACAACAUUUGGAAGACGACACUUGAGUUCCUUUACAGAAACAACGUUUCAUCUGUGGAUUAAAUGUUUCUUCAGACAGUUCUUUCAUUCUGUAGCAAAAGUUGAUUAUCUCACUCUGAGACAUGGCUUUAUCUCGGCUCACAUGUCAGCAAAUAACGUAAACUUCAAUUUCCAAAAAUACAUACAGCGAUCUUUGGAGGAAGAUUUCAAGGCCGUGGUUGGCAUCAGCCCUAUAAUGUGGUUUCUGGUCGUUAUCCUCUUGCUGCUGGAUGUGUACGGUUGGCAUAUAUUUCUCUGGGUAUCCUACAUUCCUCUCCUGGUAGUUCUGGUUCUAGGAGCGAAACUUGAAGUGAUUGUGGCAAGAAUGGCUCUUCAAAUCAAAGAUGAGAGCAAUGUAAUCAGAGGAACUCCUCUUGUUACACCAAGCGAUAGUCUCUUCUGGUUCCGGCACCCAGGAUUUGUCUUAACUCUUCUGCAUUAUACUCUAUUUGUGAAUGCAUUCGAGCUGGCCUUCUUUUUCUGGGUCACUGUACAGUUUGGUUUCAAUUCUUGUUACCACGAGAACACUUGGACUAUUGUCACCAGGAUUGUGCUAGCGGUGGUAGUUCAAGUACUCUGCAGCUACAUCACCCUUCCUCUCUAUGCACUUGUAACACAGAUGGGAUCAAAUUUGAAGGGUAAGGUAUUGGACGACCAAAUGGCGAAUAUUAUAAAGCAAUGGCACUCCGACGUAAGGGAGAGAAGGAAGAAGCAAGAACAGUUUUUCCUAUCUCCUCGCACUUCUUUGUCUGCGGAAUGGAGCCCCAGGAGGAGUAGCGCCAAUGAAGUUUCUUCUUUCCUAAGACGCACAUCUCUGCUAAGCGAUAGCACACACAACAACGAAAUCGUGGAAGAAGAAGAAGAAGAAAAAGUAGUGAAAGAAGACGCAGCUGGCUCGUCUAUACAUCCGUUCCGGGCCGCCAUGCUAGAACUGCCGACAGUACGAAGACAGUAGAGAUGAACAAUUUCACGGUUAGAAUUUAAUGUUGUUGUAUCAAACGGUAAAAAUGAUACUAUAUGAUAAAUAUGUUGACACGCCAUUCAAAAUCUUUAAAUGAUUUAGUAUCAUUUUCACCGUUAGAUGCAAUAACAUCGACCAUAAAAUAGUUGAGGGAAUUGUAAAUUGGAAUAUGCAUACAUCUGGGUAUGUCACAUUCUAUAGUUUCCAAAUAAUUAUUCUGUAAUUUACAUUGAUUAUAUGAAAAUGAUUUGUAAAGGAGCUGGACGACAAGAAGGAAUUAUUCUAAA
Molecule: messenger RNA, 1947 nt
Organism: Corylus avellana
Lineage: Eukaryota; Viridiplantae; Streptophyta; Magnoliopsida; Fagales; Betulaceae
Product: MLO-like protein 3
Biological process (GO): defense response
Cellular component (GO): membrane
Source: RefSeq, a predicted model, not a curated record